AUGAACGGUUGUUUACUUCUCGUCCUGUUUAUCAUGAAACUAUGCGGCACUAAUAAACAGGCGGCGGUGAUGGUUCAGGCAUUUGUGAAGACCACAAGUAAAUCACUGGGACGCUUGGAUUUAUUAGAAUGUGCAGUGCUGGAACCUAUCGAAUAUGAUAAGCAUGUAGCUAAAGGCUUAUGUCCGCCAUCACCCACAAAGAUUCUAAAGACAUUUGGAAAUAAGUUGGAGAAAUUAUAUCACCGAAAAACCUCUUGGUUGAUGAAGAAAGAGAAAAAAGAAAAGAAAGACUGGUUGAUGAAAAAAAAAUUGAUAAUGAAGGCAGUAUUUUUGGGAAAGCAAUCAUUUUAUCAACUGCAGUUGCAAAAUGUUGAUUUCGAUUUUGAGUUGAUCGAGGGAUUAUUUUUGAUAUUGGAAUGUCCAACAAGGAGAAAAGUAAAGAAACCUAACAUUGAAUGGUACCUAGAUGGUUCGCCAAUAACUACUGAUUCUCGAUAUUCUCGAUUAUCUUGGAGAGUCAAACUUACUCCACUCAAAUAUCUUCAGAUUUGGCCACUAAUGGUAACCCAAGAUGACGGACGAUACGAAUGUUUUAUUGAUGGUAAACCACAUGGAUCAGUCACUUUACAUGUCAUUUCUGUAGCUGAAGGGCUUAGCCGAGGUACGACUAAUUAUUUUAUAACGAUGAUGCUUUCUAUACCAUUCGUUGCAUUUGCAAUUUUCUACCGUUUAUUACAUCCACAACGUGAAGCAAUUAUGUUGGACAGUCCCGUAAUCGAUUUUUACGAGAAACUUCUAAAUCUUACAACAAAGGAGAUGAAGAGUCAUAUCAGCAAAACAAUUCACAAAGAUAAGACGGAAAGAGAGAUUGAAUCUAGUCAUUCACAUGGGAGAACUUCCAAUGGUGAAAGUAUGCGAAAUAAUCGUGACGCAGUGAUGACAAUUUUGAAUGUUGCCGAAAUAAACCAACGCAAAAAUUAUGAUGCACCCAAGCAGAAGGUGAAAUAUGGACCGCUAAAUCAUUUGAAAUUGCUACCGUAA
Messenger RNA from Brugia malayi, 1041 nucleotides. RefSeq lists its product as uncharacterized. The record is from RefSeq and is a predicted model, not a curated record. The transcript has 8 exons. NCBI's taxonomy places the organism in Eukaryota, Metazoa, Nematoda, Chromadorea, Rhabditida, Onchocercidae. Bases 1 to 1041 code for a protein of 346 amino acids.